Messenger RNA from Sphaerodactylus townsendi, 3149 nucleotides. Its product is annotated as protocadherin gamma-A11-like. Gene Ontology annotation, molecular function: calcium ion binding. The coding region runs from base 541 to 3006 and encodes 821 amino acids. The transcript has a single exon. Gene Ontology annotation, biological process: homophilic cell-cell adhesion. The record is from RefSeq and is a predicted model, not a curated record. NCBI's taxonomy places the organism in Eukaryota, Metazoa, Chordata, Lepidosauria, Squamata, Sphaerodactylidae. Gene Ontology annotation, cellular component: plasma membrane.
AAUGUCAAGAAUAAUUUACCAUGAUGUUCCAAGGCUUUUGCAGUUACUAUUGUGCAUCUACUUUGGAGUUACUAGUUUGCAGGUGAUUGGCUGUUUAGCACAAAACCAUAUUCAAGACAGAGAGCAAUCAAUUUUUCUUGACAAAGAAAUGAACUACAGUCAUAAAGCGAAAUGGGUACAAAUUUCCCAUACAAGAGUGAGAGUCUGACACUGAGUUUUGACCAAUCGUUUGCUAAAAUUAUCACCUGAGACGCUGGGUGUCGCUGUUCACCAGCCAAGCCUUAGCACUGAUUGCGGUGAGAAAUUCAGCCUUCCCAGACAAUUUCCUAAAUAGCAGAAAACCCUGAGGAAAGAUCACACUUGCACUGAAUCGGAAAAUACUGAGGAAUGUUAUUUUAAAUUUAGAGUAUUAUUAGAAUACAGACAGCGUUAAGUACAAAGGCUGUCUGGAAGGUUUUAAAAAACUGUUUCUGACACAUCCAGAUCAAGCUGAAAUAAGCCCCUUGUGCAUCUCCUCGUCAGGGGAUUACAUACACCUCCAUGAGCCUGAAGCAAACAGGACCGGCACUGACAACAUUUCAUCGGAACUGCAAAAUGGAAGCUGUCUUUUGCUUAAUUUUUGUGAGUGUUUGGCGAGUGGUUACUGGGCAGAUUCACUACUCCAUUCCUGAGGAAACAGAAAAAGGUUAUUUGGUGGGGAACGUUGCCAGAGACCUGAAGAUGGAAAUAAAGGAGCUCUCACACCACGGAGUCCACAUUUUCUCCUCAGGUAGGACCCAGUAUUUUGUUUUAAAUUACAAGAAUGGCCAUUUGUAUACCACAGAAAGAAUAGACAGAGAGGAGAUCUGUGGAUGGAUGGAAAAGUGCUUCCUGGAUUUUGAGAUCAUAAUUGGGGACUCAAUGAAAGUUUAUGGCGUCAGAGUCGAAAUCACAGACAUUAAUGAUAAUGCUCCCAGAUUCCACUCAGAGAAAAUGGAGCUCAAAAUCAGUGAGUUAACUCCACCAGGAUCCCUGUUUCCACUGUACGAAGCUCAAGAUCCUGAUUUAGAGAAUAAUUCUCUUCAAGGUUACGGGCUCAGUAGCAACACUUAUUUUUCCCUCAACAUGCAAACAACAGUUGAUGGCAGACAGUAUGCUGAAUUACUGCUGGAAAAGCCCAUGGACCAUGAGGAAGAAGCUGAUUUUAAUCUAGUUCUCACAGCAUACGAUGGGGGAAAUCCUGUCAGGACUGGGACAGUUCAGAUUCAGGUGAUUGUUCUAGAUGCUAAUGACAACCCACCUGUUUUUAGCCAACAUCUCUAUGAAGUCAGCGUUAGAGAAGAUGUUUCUAUAGGAACUAUGGUGGUCACAUUAAAAGCCACUGACUUGGAUGAAGGGAUAAACAAGGAAGUGAAGUAUUCAUUCAUAAAAAUCACUACAAAAGCCUCCCAAAUAUUCCACCUAGAUUCUAACACAGGAGAAAUAACUCUUGCAGGAAACUUAGACUACGAGGACUGUACGCAAUAUGAAAUGGAAGCCCAGGUCCAUGAUGGAGGGGAGUUGUUUGACAAGUCAAAAGUUGUGAUAUUUGUUACUGAUGUAAAUGAUAAUGCACCAGAAGUGAUAAUAACAUCCGUCAUCAACAUGGUCCCUGAGAAUUCCCCUCCAGGGACUGCAAUAGCUCUUUUAAAUGUGCAAGAUCAGGACUCAGCCCCAAAUGCCGAAGUUGUAUGUUCUGUUCCCAGUAACCUCCCUUUCCAAUUGACAAAAUCCUAUGGUAGUUACUACAGUUUAGUGAUCAACAGAGCCCUCGACCGAGAAAAGGUGACUGCUUACAACAUCACAAUCACAGCCACAGACCAUGGGACACCCUCUCUUUCUACUUCCAUUAUCAUUCCACUCCAAAUUUUAGAUACAAAUGACAACCCUCCCCUCUUCCCUCAACCAUCCUAUAUUUCCUACCUCAUGGAGAAUAACCAAAGAGGUGCUUCUGUCUUCUCACUCAAGGCAAGUGAUCCAGACUGGGCGGAGAACUCCAGAAUAACGUAUUCCAUUGUAAAAAAUCAGGUGGAUAAUUUUCUCCUUCCUUCCUUCCUCUCCAUUAAUUCUGAAAGUGGGAUUAUUUAUGCCUUGAGCUCCAUUGAUUAUGAAGAGUUUAGAGAAAUUAACUUCCUGGUCAAGGCCCAAGAUGGAGGCUCCCCACCACUCAGCUCCAAUGUCUCCGUAACUCUCUUCAUUUUAGAUGAGAAUGACAACUCCCCCCAAAUCUUAUACCCUUCAACUCCCAAUGAUGGCUCAACUGGAUUAGAACUGGCGCCCCACUCUUCUGAGCCUGGAUAUCUGGUCAUGAAGGUAGUGGCAGUAGAUGCAGACUCUGCCCAGAAUGGCUGGCUCUCCUAUCAAUUACUCAAGGCCACAGAGCCUGGUCUGUUCAGUAUAGGACUCCAUACUGGAGAGAUCAGGACAGCCCGUUUCUUUCUGGACAAGGAUGCUCUCAAGCAAAGCCUGGUGGUUUUAGUGAAGGACAAUGGACAACCCUGUCUCUCUGCCUCCGUCACAGUCAUGGUGGUGCUGGCUAACAGCAUCUCUGAAAGCUUAUCUGAUAUUAGCAGCAUCUCAGCUCCAGCAGACCCCCAGUUGAACCUCACCUUCUACCUGGUGGUUGCUGUGGCUUUUGUCUCCUGCUUGUUUUUCGUUUUCCUCCUUGCGUUGCUGGCACUCAGACUUCAUAGAUGGAGGAGUUCUCAGUUGUGUGAUUCCGGGAGUGUGAAUUUCAGUGGCGUCCCAGUUUCCCAAUUUGUAGGAAUCAGCGGGGUCCAAGCUUUCCUUCACUCCUACUGUCAUGACUUUUCUCUGACAGCAGACUCUCGGAAGAGCAAUUUUGACUUUCCAAAGGGUACCUCCUCCGAUACUCUGCCUAUUCAGCAGACUUGUGAAAUAAGGGACCCUUUCCUCAGUGCUGAAGAUACAGAGAGUUUUAAUGGGGAUUCAGCCAGCAACCAGGUGAGCUAUCUUUGUCAAUUUUAAGACAUUUUGGUGCAACAUACAUUUCCAAUAAAUUAUUAAUAGAAAUGAAUUUGCAGAUUGUUCUAGGAAUGUAACAGAUUUUACAGUCCGUUAAUUUGUGCUGAAAAGGCUUAUCAAUAAAAUCAAGAACAGUAAGAAAUCCA